Dipodomys ordii (Ord's kangaroo rat) is the source of this 7640-nucleotide messenger RNA. It is a transcript of the gene Mylk, whose product is annotated as myosin light chain kinase. Gene Ontology annotation, biological process: protein phosphorylation. The transcript is spliced from 33 exons. NCBI's taxonomy places the organism in Eukaryota, Metazoa, Chordata, Mammalia, Rodentia, Heteromyidae. Gene Ontology annotation, molecular function: protein binding; ATP binding; protein kinase activity. Bases 121 to 5859 code for a protein of 1912 amino acids. The record is from RefSeq and is a predicted model, not a curated record.
GAGACCAGGCCACACUUAUCCUGUGUGUGUGUGCAGUGGACCUUGGACAGGAAUCUCAGCAGCACAGCAGUGACACGCAGCUGCCUCACGUCCUGCCACAGUCGGAAGGAGGCCACGGCCAUGGGGGACGUGAAGUUGGUUGCCUCCUCACAUGUGUCCAAAACCUCCCUCAGUGUGGAUCCCUCGAGGGUCAACUCCUUGCCCCUGACUGAGGCACCUGCUUUCAUUCUGCCCCCUCGGAACCUCUGUGUCAAAGAAGGAGCCACCGCCAAGUUUGAAGGGAGGGUCCGGGGUUACCCAGAACCCCAAAUAACCUGGCACAGAAAUGGGCAACCUAUCACCAGCCAGGGCCGCUUCCUGCUGGACUUUGGUGUCCGAGGGAUUUUCAGCCUUGUGAUUUGUGCUGUCUGCGAGGAAGACAAGGGAAAGUAUACCUGCGAAGCUAGCAAUAGCAGUGGUGACCGCCAGGUGACCGUGGAGCUGACAGUGGAAGGGAGUUCUGUGAAGAAGCAUGGUCAGCCUGUUGUUUCCAAAAUCUUGGGGGACAGAUUUUCAGCACCAGCCAUGGAGAGUCGUCCUAGCAUCUGGAGUGAGUGCCCACCAAAGUUUGCAACAAAACUGGGCCGAGCAGUAGUCAAAGAAGGACAGAUGGGACGAUUCUCCUGCAAGAUCACUGGCCGGCCCCCACCACAGGUCACCUGGCUGAAGGAAAACAUCCCAUUGCAGCCAAGUGCCCGAGUGUCUAUGUCUGAGAAAAAUGGGGUGCAGGUCCUGGAGAUCCAUGAUGUCACCCAUGAUGAUGUCGGUGUGUAUACAUGCAUGGUGGUAAAUGGCUCUGGGAAGGCCUCCAUGUCAGCAGAACUCUCCAUCCAAGGUUUGGACAAUUACAGUAGGUCAUUUUUAAAAGCAGCAAAGACCUCCAAUUCAAAUAUCCAGAGGGAAGUGGCUAAUGGAAUGUCCAAGGGGCAGACAAUGGGCAUGCUGGAGACUACAGCCAGAAGUAAGCACUGUUCAAGUCCCCAGAGAGCUGGCCCCACAGCCUGGGCCACAAACAGCCAGCCACAGCCUCUGGAGGAUUCCUGGAUGGAGCCUUGUGGGGACUCACUCAGAAAUAUCCUGCAGACCCCCAUGCUUCAGAAGACAUCCAGCACCAUCACCUUGCAAGCCACAAAAGUGCGGCCAGAACAGAGAGCAUCAAUCUUGGGGUCUUUCUCUCCUGAAGAGAGGAAGAGACCAGCUGCCUUCCAGCCAACCACCCUCCCUACCCGGUACUCUGGCUUGGAAAGCCCAGACGUGAUGAGCAAGAUUGCUAUAAGGAAAGUUUCCAUGGAGAGCCAGAGGGAUGCAACAUUUCCCAGAUUUGAGAGCAAGCCCCAAAGCCAGGAAGUCACUGAAGGUCAAGUCGUCAAGUUCCGGUGUGAGGUUUCAGGAAUCCCAAAACCUGAAGUGACCUGGUCCCUGGAAGGCAUUCCUGUGAGGAGCCAAGCAAGCAUCCUUGAGAUUUAUGAAGAUGGUGGAUCCCAUUACCUCUGUCUGCUGAGAGCCCAGGCAAGGGACACUGGAAGAUACAGCUGCACAGCUUCCAAUAGCCAAGGCCAGGCAUCCUGCAGCUGGACCCUCUUAGUGGAAAGGCCAGCCAUAAUGAGGGUGGCCCCCUCAUUCUCCAGUGUCUUGAAGGACUGUACUGUCAUCGAGGGUCAGGAUUUUGUGAUGCAGUGCUCCGUACAGGGGACCCCAGUGCCUCGAAUCUCUUGGCUGCUCAAUGGGCAGCCCAUCCAGUAUGCUCGCUCCACGUGCAAGGCAGGUGUGGCUGAGCUCCACAUCCAGGAUGCCCUGCCAGAGGACCGUGGCAUCUACACUUGCCUGGCAGAGAACAGCCUAGGGCAGGUGUCCUGCAGCGCAAGAGUCACUGUGCAUGAAAAGAAGAGUGAGGGGAAGAGGAAGCACUUUCUGCCCCUGGCUUCCAGCAAGUCUGUCGCACCCAUCUUCCUGCAGGGCCUUUCCGACCUCAAAGUCAUGGAUGGAAGCCAAGUCACCAUGACAGUCCAGGUGUCAGGGAACCCGCCCCCAGAGGUCAUCUGGUUUCACAACGGUAGUGAGAUCCAGGAGUCAGAGGACUUCCACUUUGAACAGAGGGGCGCCCAGCACAGCCUUUGCAUUCAGGAGGUCUUCCCGGAGGACACGGGCACGUACACCUGUGAGGCUUGGAACAGCGUUGGGGAGGUCCGCAGCCAGGCUGUUCUCACGGUGCAAGAGCCCCAUGAUGGCACCCAGCCCUGGUUCAUCAGCAAGCCUCGCUCAGUGACAGCCUCCCUGGGCCAGAGUGUCCUCAUCUCCUGUGCAAUAGCUGGUGACCCCUUCCCCACUGUGCACUGGCUCCGCGAUGGCAAAGUUCUCUCCAAGGACAAUGGCCACUUUGAGGUGUUACAGAAUGAGGAUGUGUUCACCCUGGUUCUAAAGAACGUCCAGCCCUGGCAUGCUGGCCAGUAUGAAAUCCUGCUCAAGAACCGCGUUGGCAAGUGCAGUUGCCAGGUGUCACUGAUGCUGCAGAGCAGCCCUACCAGGGCCACACUAUGGGGGCGGGAGCCAGCCAGCUGUGAGGACCUCUGUAGUGGAGGAGUUGAUGCUGAUGGUGGUGGUGAUCGAGAUGGGACCCUGAAGCCUGGCUGGUCAGCAAGAGGACAGGGUUGGCCAGAGGAGGAAGACGGAGAGGACGUGAGGGGGUUGCUGAAGAGGCGCGUGGAGACCAAGCUGCACACGGAGGAGUCGAUCCGCCAGCAGGAGGUGGAACAGCUGGAUUUCCGUGACCUCCUGGGAAAGAAGGUGAGCACCAAGACUGUGUCUGAAGAAGAUCUGAAGGAGAUCCCGGCUGAGCAGAUGGAUUUCCGCGCCAACCUGCAACGGCAAGUGAAGCCAAAGACUGUGUCUGAGGAAGAGAGGAAGGUGCAUAGUCCCCAGCAGGUAGACUUCCGCUCUGUCCUAGCCAAGAAGGGGACUCCCAAGACCCCUGUGCCUGAAAAGAUUCCACCUCCCAAAUCUGCCACCCCAGAUUUUCGUUCUGUGCUGGGCAGCAAGAAGAAAUCACCAGCAGAGAAUGGUAGUGGCAGUGCUGAGGCCUUGAAUGCCAAGGCUGGGGAAAGUUCCACAUCUGUGGGCAAUGCACAGCCUGCAGGAUCCCUGAAGCCCCUGGCUUGCACCAAGCCUGCUGAGACCCUAAAACCAGUGGCCAAUACCAAGACUACUGAGCCAUUCAAGCCUGUGGCCAAUGCACAACCUGCAGAGGCCCUAAAGCCAGCCAGGAAGGAAGAACUCAAGAAAGAGGUUAAGAAUGAUGUGAACUGCAAGAGAGGACAUGCAGGGUCCACAGAAAAUGAGAAAAGAGCAGAGAGCCAAGGGACUGCCCCAACCUUCAAAGAGAAGCUGCAAGAUGUCCGUGUGGCAGAGGGUGCAAAGCUGCUACUCCAGUGCCAGGUGAUCUCUGAUCCCCGAGCCACCAUCACCUGGACACUGAAUGGAAAGACACUCAAGUCUACUAAGUUCAUCAUCCUCUCCCAAGAAGGCUCACUGUGUUCAGUGUCCAUUGAGAAGGCACUGCCAGAGGACAGGGGCCUAUACAAGUGUGUAGCCAAGAAUGCGGCUGGACAAGCUGAGUGCUCCUGCCAGGUCACCGUGGAUGAUGCUCCGGCCAGUGAGAAUGCCAAGGCCCCGGAGAUGAAAUCUCGGAGGCCCAAGAGUUCCCUUCCCCCUGUGCUAGGAACAGAGAGUGAUGCUACUGUGAAAAAGAAACCUACCCCCAAGACACCUACUAAGGCAGUCAUGCCUCCUCAAAUCAUCCAGUUCCCUGAGGACCAGAAGGUACGGGCAGGAGAGCCUGUGGAGCUGUUUGGGAAAGUAGCUGGUACCCAGCCCAUCACCUGUACCUGGAUGAAAUUCCGAAAGCAGAUCCAAGAGAGUGAAUACAUCAAAGUGGAGAACAGUGAGAAUGGCAGCAAGCUCACCAUCCUCGCUGCCCGCCAGGAACACUGUGGCUGCUACACCUUGCUGGUGGAGAAUAAGCUGGGAAGCAGGCAGGCCCAGGUCAAUCUUACUGUAGUGGAUAAGCCAGACCCCCCAGCUGGCACACCUUGCGCCUCUGAUAUCCGAAGCUCCUCCCUGACCUUGUCCUGGUACGGUUCUUCCUACGAUGGGGGCAGUGCCGUCCAGUCCUACAAUGUGGAGAUCUGGGACUCAGAGGACAAGACAUGGAAAGAACUAGCUACGUGCCGCAGCACCUCUUUUAACGUCCAGAAUCUGCUGCCUGACCUCGAGUAUAAAUUCCGUGUUCGUGCUGUCAACAUCUAUGGAACCAGUGAGCCAAGCCAGGAGUCCGAGCUCACAGUGGUGGGAGAGAAACCAGAAGAGCCAAAGGAUGAAGUGGAGGUGUCAGAUGAUGAUGAGAAAGAGCCUGAGGUCGAUUACCGGACAGUGACAGUCAAUACUGAACAAAAAGUGUCUGACUUCUACGACAUUGAAGAGAGACUAGGAUCUGGAAAAUUUGGACAAGUCUUUCGACUUGUAGAGAAGAAAACUGGAAAAAUCUGGGCAGGGAAAUUCUUCAAGGCAUAUUCAGCAAAAGAAAAAGAGAACAUUCGGCAGGAGAUUGGCAUCAUGAACUGCCUCCACCAUCCCAAGCUAGUCCAGUGUGUGGAUGCCUUCGAGGAAAAGGCCAACAUCGUCAUGGUCCUAGAGAUUGUGUCAGGGGGUGAGCUGUUUGAGCGCAUCAUUGAUGAGGACUUUGAGCUGACGGAGCGGGAGUGCAUCAAGUACAUGAAGCAGAUCUCUGAAGGAGUGGAGUAUAUCCACAAGCAGGGCAUCGUGCACCUGGACCUCAAGCCAGAGAACAUCAUGUGUGUCAACAAGACGGGCACCAGGAUCAAGCUCAUUGACUUCGGCUUAGCCCGAAGGCUGGAAAAUGCAGGGUCUCUGAAGGUCCUUUUUGGUACUCCAGAGUUUGUGGCUCCUGAAGUGAUCAACUACGAACCCAUUAGCUACGCCACGGACAUGUGGAGCAUCGGGGUCAUCUGCUAUAUCCUGGUCAGUGGACUUUCCCCUUUCAUGGGUGACAAUGAUAAUGAGACCUUAGCCAACGUUACCUCAGCUACCUGGGACUUUGACGACGAGGCGUUCGAUGAGAUCUCAGAUGAUGCCAAGGAUUUCAUCAGCAAUUUGCUGAAGAAGGACAUGAAAGACCGCCUGAACUGUACCCAAUGCCUUCAGCAUCCAUGGCUGAUGAAGGACACCAAGAACAUGGAGGCCAAGAAGCUCUCCAAAGACCGGAUGAAGAAGUACAUGGCGCGAAGGAAAUGGCAGAAAACGGGCAAUGCUGUGAGAGCCAUUGGAAGACUGUCCUCUAUGGCAAUGAUCUCAGGGCUCAGCGGCAGGAAAUCCUCAACAGGGUCACCAACCAGCCCUCUCAAUGCAGAGAAGCUAGAAUCAGAAGAAGAUGUCAACCAGGCUUUCCUUGAGGCUGUGGCUGAGGAAAAGCCCCAUGUGAAGCCCUAUUUCUCAAAGACCAUUCGUGAUCUGGAAGUUGUGGAGGGAAGUGCUGCUAGAUUUGACUGCAAAAUUGAAGGAUAUCCAGACCCUGAGGUCGUCUGGUUCAAAGAUGACCAGUCAAUCAGGGAGUCCCGCCACUUCCAGAUAGACUACGAUGAGGAUGGGAACUGCUCUCUAAUUAUUAGUGAUGUUUGUGGAGAUGAUGAUGCCAAGUACACCUGCAAGGCUGUCAACAGCCUGGGAGAAGCCACCUGCACAGCAGAGCUCAUUGUGGAAACCAUGGAGGAAGGAGAAGGGGAAGGGGAAGAGGAAGAGGAAGAGUGAAACAAAGCCAGACAAAAGCAGUUUCAGUCAUUUUGAAAGAACUAUUUCUUUAAAGUUCAAAAAACUCAAGAUAGUAAAAGCACCUAGUAUGGUAGUAGGAUAGAUUAUCUAGUUAGGUUAUUUUGGGGUUGAUUCAUCAGCAAUAACAGUCAAUACCUACCAGCAUUAUUGAUGGGCAUUAAUUUGAAUUAGUUGGAACCUUAACAUACUAGUGCAGCUAGAUUUCAUUUAGAGAAAUCACCAGCAACUUGUCUGACCAAUUGGUGUUAGAGAGAAUAACCAAAAUAAAUAGUUCUGUGGGCAAAGUCAUAAACUCCCUGAUAGAACAAACUCAUGAGAAGUAAAGCCAUGUCAAGUGCUCUGAUUCCUGCUGCUGCAAGCUCAGCCUAGAAUCUCUGGAGAUGGAAGAUCUCUUUCCCCCCAACCCAGCCCAGAGACCUAGGGCUUGUACGUACUGCAGCAUUUCCUUCUGAAAGCAGCUGAGCCACUCUGACAUAUGAGGCACACUGUAUUCCAAAGCACACAAUAGACAUUUGAAUUCUCCAUUUCUCUCCCCCAUUCCACCUGGCAGUUUUUCUGGAUCUGAACUUGUCAUGAGUUUCAGCACUAAAAGCAUUACAUAUGUUUCUUAGGUUGUGAAGACAGGUCCCUUGUUCAUGGAUAAGUCCAACUUUCUUGGGAAAAAAAGAUCUCCUUUCUUCUGAAAUCAGCAUGAGAUCUAAACUUAGCUUUGUUUGUAAUUGUCUAGCAGCUUCAGACAUUUGGAUGAGAACCUGUGUGUGGUAGGGAAUCCUUGCUAAUGUGUUUUUUCUUUUUAAAUCAGGAUUCAGACUUAUGCUAUUACACAGUAACACAGCAUAAAGAUAGAGAUUUAUUUGUGUCUGAACUUAGGAAAAACUAGUCUGCUGAAAUGUUAGUCUUAACUAUUUAUUGGGCACUAUGAAACUGAUUUUAACUUAUCAACGUCUGUAAUUCCAAGACAGUCUGAGUUUCAAACAUCUUCAUUCUCAACACGUCAAAGAGCUUGCCCUACCUUACGGGUUCCAUGCUAUUUUCCUUCUUAAAUAUACAUCCAUCAUGCCUUGCCCCAACCUUGAAACAUAUUCUUAGACCUGAUAAAUGCACUCAGACUUACAUUUUUAGGAAUUUUUAACUUUCUUUCACUACAUUACUACAUUGGCACUUAAAUUUUUUCUUUAGAAAAUGUACUGAAGGUCACAAAGACCAUAAACUGAUAUACCUACUGCAUUUCCUCCGUGUAUGUGUGUGUGUGUGUGUGUGUGUAACAUUCCAGAUACUUUUUUCUUUUCCACUGUUUGCAAAGUACAGCAACUUUUUAAAUAGUUUCGUAAGAACCAAUUUCAAAUUCUGUGCAAUCCUAUACAGUAUCAACAGAAAUUUGGUGUUACUUAGCCUUAUGUUAUCUGCUAUUCUAUUUUUAACUGCUUUGUGUUGCUAGUUUCCUAUUGCCAGUAUUCUCCUUUUUUGCUUUUAAACAGUUAGUUUUCAACAUAGCCACAGUAUUACCACAGUUUAUUAUAAUAAAGGGGUUCUGAUUUGAUUUAGAGCAUUUAAAGUGUUUUCAUCACUUGUGUUUAGACUAUAUCAUGGGUGCGUGUAUGUUGUGUGUGCGCAUGGCUGGUGUGUAUGUGUGUUUACAGGUUAAUACCUUCUUGGAAUUAUGUUAAUGUUCUCUCGGUUUAUUAUGCCAUAGAACACUGACUGUAAGUUAACUCACAAUUUUUAAAUAAAGGAUAGCACAGUGCAUGCUGUUUGUUCAA